Molecule: messenger RNA, 1926 nt
Organism: Tupaia belangeri chinensis (Chinese tree shrew)
Lineage: Eukaryota; Metazoa; Chordata; Mammalia; Scandentia; Tupaiidae
Gene: GPATCH3
Product: G-patch domain containing 3
Biological process (GO): positive regulation of DNA-templated transcription; negative regulation of RIG-I signaling pathway; negative regulation of type I interferon production
Molecular function (GO): nucleic acid binding
Source: RefSeq, a predicted model, not a curated record
AGUUAGUUCCAGCAGGUCAUGUGACGAGCCAAGAUGGCUGUCCCCAGCGAGGCGGAGACGGAGGCGGUAGUUUACCUGGUGGUGAGCGGUAUCCCCGCCGAGUUGCGCUCGGCCCAGUUACGAAGCUACUUCAGCCAGUUUCGAGAACAGCGUGACGGCGGCUUCCUCUGUUUCCACUAUCGGCAUCGGCCUUAGCGGACCCCUCCGCCCGGCGCGCCCCCACCCGCCCCAGCACCGGAGCCUGCCCCCGAGGACCCGCUUCUCGCCCAGAGGUCGGCCGCCUGUGCCCGCGCUUUCUCCACUCGCGGCUCUGCUGGAGCCCAGACCCGCACCUGCUGCUGUGUCAUCUCAGUGCGGGGCUUGGCCCAAGCCCAGAAGCUUCUUCGCCUGUAUUCCGGCCGCCGGUGGCUGGAUUCUCAGGGAACCUGGCUGCCGGGUCGCUGCCUCAUCCGCAGACUUCGGCUGCCUACCCAGGCAUCAGGUUUGAUUUCCUUUCCUUUUAAGUCCCGGAAGGAGCUGCAGAGUAGGAAGGCUGAGAAUGAAGCCUUCACCCUAGCUGACCUGAAGCAACUGCCAGAGCUGAACCCACCAGUGCUGAUGCCCCAAGGGAAUGUGGGGACUCCCCUGCGGGUCUUUCUGGAGUUGAUCCGGGCUUGCCGUCUCCCACCUCGGAUCAUCACCCAGCUUCAGCUCCAGUUCCCCAAGACAGGUUCCUCCCGGCGCUACGGCAAUGUGCCCUUCAGGUACGAGGACUCAGAGACUGUGGAACAGGAAGAGCUUGUGUACACAGCUGAGGGGGAAGAGAUACCCCAGGGAACCUGCCUGGCAGAUGUACCCGCCAACCCCUGUGGAGAACCUGAGGAAGAGGGUGACGAAGAGGAAGAAGAUUCUCACUCAGAUGACGACAAUGACCGGGGUGAGGAGUGGGAGCGGCAUGAAGCACUGCAUGAGGACGUGACCGGGCAGGAGCGGACCACGGAGCGGCUCUUUGAGGAGGAGAUCGAGCUUAAAUGGGAGAAGGGCGGUUCUGGCCUGGUGUUCUACACGGAUGCCCAGUUCUGGCAGGAGGAAGAAGGAGACUUUGAUGAACAGACCUCUGACGACUGGGAUGUGGACAUGAGCGUGUACUAUGACAGAGGUGGUGGAGACAAAGACGCCCGAGACUCUGUCCAGAUGCGCUUGGAACAGAGACUCCGUGAUGGCCAAGAAGAUGGCUCAGUGAUAGAACACCAGGUGGGCACCUUUGAGCGCCACACCAAGGGCAUAGGGCGGAAGGUGAUGGAGCGGCAGGGCUGGGCUGAAGGCCAGGGUCUGGGCAGCAGAUGCUCAGGGGUGCCUGAGGCCCUGGACGGUGACGGUCAGCACCCCAGGUGCAAGCGUGGAUUGGGGUACCAUGGAGAGAAGCUGCAGCCAUUCGGACAACUGAAGAAGCCGCGCGGAACCGGCGUGGGGCUCAUCUCCACCAUCUAUGACGGGCCUCUACCCCAGGACCAGAGCGAGUCGCUGCUGCGCCGCCAGCCGCCCACCGGCAUGAAGUUUCGGACAGACUCGGCCUUCGUGAGGGCCUCCAGUGUGCCCUGGACAGCCUGAGGCCGAGUGAUGGGUUGGGCCGCGUCACUGCUGGCUGCACACACGCAGCCCUCCACCCCUGCCUCUGCCACAGGGCAGGGCAGAAGGGAGUCGGGACAGCCCUCCUUGAGGCCUGCCCAGGUGCUUGGCUCUGCGCUCACCUGCCCGUCUUACAAACCCCCUUCGCUCCCCGUGGAUAUUGAGCUUUGUGGCGUCUCCUCCCCGUUGCCUCCGAAAUACACGGAAAAGCCGGGCUGACCGAGGCUAUCAGCACGCCCUUACUGGGUGGCCAUGAAGGAAGGGGGUCGCCGUGAAGGCCAGAGAGAAGGAAAGACGCGGAAGAGAGCAGAGGCGGCC